Messenger RNA from Penicillium mononematosum, 1965 nucleotides. RefSeq lists its product as uncharacterized. Gene Ontology annotation, molecular function: protein binding; GTPase activator activity. The transcript has 5 exons. NCBI's taxonomy places the organism in Eukaryota, Fungi, Ascomycota, Eurotiomycetes, Eurotiales, Aspergillaceae. Gene Ontology annotation, cellular component: Golgi apparatus. Bases 1 to 1965 code for a protein of 654 amino acids. Gene Ontology annotation, biological process: intra-Golgi vesicle-mediated transport; endoplasmic reticulum to Golgi vesicle-mediated transport; endocytosis. The record is from RefSeq and is a predicted model, not a curated record.
AUGGCUCCCGGCAUAAGCAAGCGCGAACAGGCGCGGAAUGAAAAGACUCUGGCGGAGCUGAUCCGGACCGUUCCUGGCAAUGACCGAUGUGCCGAUUGCGAUGCCUUGACCCCAGGAUGGGCAAGCUGGAAUAUGGGCAUCUUCCUUUGCAUGCGCUGCGCCGCACUGCACCGAAAGCUGGGCACGCAUAUCUCCAAGAUCAAAUCUUUAACCAUGGACACAUGGACAUCAGAGCAAGUUGAUGGCUUCGUCCCCGUGGAGUCAAGAAAGAAUGACUAUAACGUAUCUCCUGAGGGUUCUCCUCCUCCACUUCCGCCCAAGUCUGGAAGAUUUUUCAAGUUUGGUCUACGAUCGUCAUCCUCUACCUCGAACCUCCGCCGAUUUGGUGGUAAGCCCAAGGUGACUUCGCCAACCACGGACGAUGGAGCUUGGUCACCACCACCAUUGCAAUCCAGAAAGACGACAGGACUUGGUGCGCCUGUGGCCGAUGUAACAACAGCAUCUUUCGAGUCCAAAAUGGCGGCAUUGCAGCAGAUGGGAUUCACCAAUGACCGACGGAACGAGAUGGUCCUCAAAGGACUCCAUGAGGAUCUGGAUCGAGCGGUCGAAACACUGGUCAGGUUGGGUGAGGGGGGUAGCCCUGCAUCAAGAUCCAGGACCCCGGCCGGGACAAGCAGUGGUGCAUCCGCACACGUUGUAAUCCCGAAGCCUGAGACCUCCAAAAACCCAUUCCCCGUUAAAACCGACAAUACCUUCCCUGAGGUUUCCAACAACCCAUUUGACCGAGCAGUCUCGAAUCCUGUGGCCCCGUCGCAAGCCCAGCAACCACAGACCACUGCGUACAACCCAUUCGAUCAGAUGAACGGGAAGCCGGCAUCUACACAGCCUUUAGAGUCAUCUUUCCAGGGCCUGCAGGUUUCCCAGCCCUUGUUUCCCCACUCCACUGGUGGGUACCCAAACCAGACAAGCUCCAUGCAGCACUCUCUACAUCAGCAGUCCUAUACGCCUCCGGUCACUGCGACAUUCGCGCAGUCUCCCUAUGUUACGUCGCCUCAGCCAAUGGACAACAGCUACAAUCCAUUCGAUCAGGCACCACCGCAGCCGCAGGGCGGCUUGGCUAGCCAGACAUAUCCCAACCCUAAUGCCCCGCAAACGAACCCUUUCUUCAACACUGCGCCACAGAAUCAACCCAUGCAGCCGCAACAGCAGCAAAUGAACCCGCUGAUGACGAAACCAGGCGGCUUUGAGCCCCCCUCGUCAUGCAAAUACCAUGCCGUACAGCAGCAGCAACCACAGAUGCAGAUGCAGCCGCAGAUGCAGCCCCAACAGCAACAGCAGCAGCCAUCAAAUGGCCUGGGAGCUUACAACCCGUUCCAGCAAGGGCCGGCGCCGAACACAGCGCAGAACACAGGCGGCUACCCCAACCAAUUCCAGUCUCACCUGCAACCACAGCCACAGCAGGCGCAGCAACUCAUGCCCCAGCGUACUGGAAUGGACAAAAACAGCAUUCUUUCCUUGUACAAUAUGGGUCCCGCGCAGUCUAACAUGACAACCAUCGCCGAGCAACCUCAGCAACCUCAGCAACCUCAGCAACCUCAGCAAUCCCAGGCCCCACCUCCCUCGAUGAACCCUUACGCCCAACCAUCAAACCCGUACACCUCCAUGCCUCAUACCCAGCAAUCCACAAACUUCCAGAAUCAACACCAGAGCCAACCCCAGCCCCAGCAAAAUUUCCAGUCCCAGCAACCUACUGCCAACACCCAGCCCACCACAUCCAACAACCCCUUCUUCGGCACCGCUCCCACAGGCAGUGGAUCCGGCCUUGCCGCACAGGCCGGCAUCAACACGUAUCAGCAGCAAUCCACAGGACUCGGAAUUGGCGGCAUGAACGACCAACCCGGGGCCGGAACUACCACCGGGACUACUCAGUCCACAGGGACGAACAACUCCCAUUCUCGGGAAUGA